AUGUCAUCAUGGCAGACGCUGUCAUUUGAACAAGCCACAAAUUAUUCCGUGUUAGCGAAUAUAUUCCACACCCAAACUGCUGCGGCCAUUUCAAGACACUUGAAUGACUUUUUACCCUUUAAAGGCGAAUUUCCCUUAUAUUUUGCUCGAAUUUCUCCAAGCGGCCAUGAUCCAAAGUUAGAGGUGGUGUGGAAUGUUUAUCUACGCGCCCAUAAUCCCAACCGCGCGAUGUUCGUUGUUGCCAUCGUCUACAGCAAGGAAUUCCCUCGGAAUGAUGUUGAGGCUUACCUAAGGGUACCGGAUCCUUCUAAAAUGUACGUUAAAUACCCAAACCCUUUGCUAGAUCGUAAUGGUCGAAUUCAGUUGAACGCGGCCCAAUUGCUCUCAUUGGAGAGGCACCCGUAUUCUAUUCGAUCGAUUCUUAUCGUGCUUAGUCGUCAGUUCGAACGCAAUUUCCCUUAUGAGUAUAUUCCAGUUCCAGGUGCGUCUAAUUUUCCAGACACUCAUCCCUUUGCUCCAUUAGCACCCAACAACAAAACCCCAGAGUCUUUUACUGGUAUCCAAAACGAGAAGCGUCUCGAGGAUAUUGCUGAAAAGGUCCUCAUAGACAUCAACCAAAAGGCAUCCCAGUAUAUUAAUACGCGCAAGCAAUCUAUCCAGUACUUGAAGACACUUCGCGCGCAAAAUGAGAGGUUGGAAAAAGCAAAGGCGGAUCUUUUAAACCAUAAACAGAUGCUCUCAGAGUAUUUACCUAACGUUGGGAAUGUUCGAACUCUCAUCCAGCAACUCAAAGGCCGUGAGGAUACGAUCGAGGAGCACGCCAACUCCUUGAUCGCAGGCGAUACACUGCAGGCGAAAGCAUUAGAACUUGUAGUGGAUAGCCUCGCUCUGGACGAUAUGAUGGGUUUACUGGAUGAUGCUCUGAAGUCCGAGAAGCUUUCUUGUGAGGAGUACGUCAAGCUCAUUACCGAUCUCGGUCGUGAACAGUUCUUUGCUCGUUUUGUGUAUCAAAAGAUUCAACCACAGCUCACCACAACCCAGAGUACGUCUGCCUUUUCUUCGAAUUCGAAAAUGCCUGGCCAUUCCACCGGACCAAAUCUCCCUCAUGAAAUUGCUCCAUCUAUACCCAAGAGACUUUCUCCAGAAGAUGUACUUAAAAGAGAAUUCCCAAAAGCAGAUAUGGGAAUUAUUCAUGAUGUUCUUUCGAACUUAAAUAACGAUAUUGGUGCCGCGUCCGCACAGCUAAAAGUCAUGUUUCCAUAG
Phytomonas sp. Hart1 is the source of this 1263-nucleotide messenger RNA. Lineage: Eukaryota; Euglenozoa; Kinetoplastea; Trypanosomatida; Trypanosomatidae. The record is from the annotation of a GenBank genome assembly.